GACGACAUCACCACAACAAACACCAACAGCCUGCCGACCUAUAUAGGAAGACACUAUUACCUGCGUUCAACUCUUACCACACUACGAAUCGAACAAGAAGUCAACCACACCGCCUGCGCCACACACAAUGGGCGUCUCAAUCCUCCCUCCCAGCGCACCCCUCCCACCCCGCCGUGAUGCGCCCACCGAAGAUUCGGACGUCGACAUGUCCGACGACGAGCUCCCAACCUCGAAUACCGCCUCUAUAGUCACACCGGGUGAACACAUCACAAGCGACCCGCAAUGGAUGCGUGGCCACGGCACUUACGUUCCAGCAGGCAGCGGGACAAUCAUCUCCACAGUUGCCGGCAGCCUGCACAAGACCAACAAGCUGCUCUCCGUGCAACCUCUGCGCGCACGCUACCAACCAGAAAUCGGCGACCUAGUAAUCGGCCGCAUAGUCAACGUGCAAACCAAAAAGUGGAGUGUCGACAUCGCUGCGCCCAUGCUUGCCAACCUGCCCCUCUCGUCGAUCAACUUGCCAGGAGGGAUCCUUCGAAGGAGAACCGCAGUCGACGAACUGAACAUCCGCACCUUCUUCUCAGAAGGCGACCUGCUUGUCGCCGAAGUGCAAUCCCUGCACCAAGACAAUACCGCCUCUCUACACACGCGCUCACUGAAAUACGGAAAACUGCGCAACGGGCUAUUCACCUCUCUGUCCGGUGCCGGUGGCGGCAUCUUGUCGCGCAAGGGAGGUGUGGUCAGGAGUAGACGGCAGGUCUUCACGCUCAAUACUGCGGCAGGCGAGAUCGAUGUUGUCCUGGGUGUAAAUGGAUACAUUUUCAUUUCGAAACACACGGUGGUCGCUGCAUCAACGACGGAAACUGGAAUCAACAGGCUGGAUGAACAGGUUACCGAGACGCUGUACUCGAGCCAGAAUGAUGAGAUUGAGGCGCCGGUCAUGAAGGAGAUCACAAGAGUCAGUACGUUGAUUAAGGGCUUGGUGGCUUGUGGAACCAAGGUGGACGAGGACACGAUUGUGAAGGUAUACGAGGGGGCUGUGGAGCUGGAGGCUGAGGAGCAGAGUUUAGGGGGUGUGGAGAAGGGUGUUGGGGCAAAGGGCGUCGUCGAGGCGGUGCUUGCGAGGUUGGAGGUCGAGAGCGCUGGCUGAAGGAAGUUCCAAAGCGAAGAAGGCAAGAAUUUUGCUCUAAAUUAGCUUAGGGAUGUCAGCCUACAACAAGGUGACUGCUACCUCAAGGCACUGGCGCAGCCUUGCAGAAGCCUCCAGCCGCAUGAUGUGUGGCUCAGUGGCUGCGGCAAAGGCACAUGUCGAAGCUAGGAUGAGCGCAGAAGAGGAAAUGAGGAUAGCGAAGUCACAAUCCAGCAUGAUGAAGAUGGCUGAUGGUAUGCUAGUUCGAUUACUACUCUGAUGUAUGAAGUGUCUGUAUAACCUUCGUGCUAUGUACGCAUUACCUCUCCAG
Messenger RNA from Macroventuria anomochaeta, 1460 nucleotides. RefSeq lists its product as uncharacterized. Gene Ontology annotation, cellular component: cytoplasmic exosome (RNase complex); nuclear exosome (RNase complex). The transcript has a single exon. The record is from RefSeq and is a predicted model, not a curated record. Bases 128 to 1150 code for a protein of 340 amino acids. Gene Ontology annotation, biological process: U4 snRNA 3'-end processing; CUT catabolic process; poly(A)-dependent snoRNA 3'-end processing. Gene Ontology annotation, molecular function: RNA binding. NCBI's taxonomy places the organism in Eukaryota, Fungi, Ascomycota, Dothideomycetes, Pleosporales, Didymellaceae.